Messenger RNA from Sugiyamaella lignohabitans, 2286 nucleotides. RefSeq names its product Pso2p (gene PSO2). Gene Ontology annotation, molecular function: 5'-3' DNA exonuclease activity; damaged DNA binding. The transcript has a single exon. The record is from RefSeq and is a predicted model, not a curated record. NCBI's taxonomy places the organism in Eukaryota, Fungi, Ascomycota, Dipodascomycetes, Dipodascales, Trichomonascaceae. Gene Ontology annotation, biological process: protection from non-homologous end joining at telomere; interstrand cross-link repair; double-strand break repair via nonhomologous end joining. The coding region runs from base 1 to 2286 and encodes 761 amino acids.
AUGGCCAAAAGAAGUGGUCUCAAUAGAAGCAAGAAAAAGGAUAUCAUCCUAAAGUCUAAUACUAGAAUCACGAGCAAUCAUUUUGUUACCAGCACCAGGCAGUCUAGCAACAGCCCGUCGUUAAGGACAACAUCGCCAGCUUCUACUUCUACUGAUGGUUCAAAUAGUGGUGCUAUAUUUGUGAAUGCUAGUAGCCGUAGCUUUCUGUCUCAGGACAAUGUCACGAGCUUUUUUCAGUCUGUUGCCAAGAAGCAGCCAAGUUAUUGUCAGGAGAUUGCAGCUGCUGAUGUUUUAUGUCCUAUCUGUUCAAUGGAUUUGUCUAAACAUGACUUGCAAGCAAGAGAGCUACAUGUAAAUGCCUGUAUUGAAGGAUCACUGAUCAAUGAUGUGGAUUCUUCAAGCACUGGUGAUGGCGCUGCAGACGUUAGAGAUAUGUCUGCUGAUCAAAACCGAGACGUAAAGUCGGAAUUUGAAGAGACCCGACGACAGGUCAUACAAGAAGACGUACUGGUGAAUACAGACAAAGAUACGUUUAAUGAUAUUCUAUUUGAUGAUGUUGAGGACAGUCAAAAUAUUGAUCCGACCGAGUUGUGGGAUAAAGAAAUUGACGAUGAUGUUGAGAUAUACUCAGAAAACAAAUUAAGGAGAGAAUUGGAGUCCGGAAUUGAUACAGUUUCUGAGCAAGAAAACACUUCUACGAACUUGUUAAAGCGAAAAAUUGAGCAUGUAGACUACACAUCAGAAGACAAGACAGAGCCAGUAGUAAGCUUCGAGGAGUCAGUGACUGAACACAAAAAAAAGCCUACUGGUAAGACGGAAUUAAGUGAUAGAACGAACAAUUUCGGAGGGUUAACAGGGGUUCCUAGUUCAUUGGUUGAAGAUUUGACCGGUACUGAGAUUGUCAUUAAUGUUGGUCCAUCUUCAACUACUGCAAAGGAAACAGGUACAGAUCUGGUACCUAGUAAGUCCAACAGCGACAAGACUGCUUUGUCAGAAUCCCAGGCCCGUGUGCGUAUGCCAUUUUAUAAAAUUAUAGAGUUUGAGCAAGAGACGAUUGCAGUGGACGCAUUUAAUUUUGGCCCUAUCAAUGGUGUCAAUAAGUAUUUUCUCAGUCAUUUCCACUCGGAUCAUUACAUGGGGCUAGGAUCUAAGUGGGAUCACGGCCUAGUCUAUUGCACUGAAACUACUAGUAGAUUGAUUCAAAUGUAUUUGAAAGUUGAUCCAUCUAUAAUAAGGGAGAUUCCAAUGGACCAACAAACUUCUGUUGACGGUCUACAGGUUGUAUUCUUGGAUGCCAAUCAUUGUCCUGGGUCGGCAAUCAUGCUAAUAGCUGGUAGCUGGCCUCGUAGUAGGGGUCGUCGGAAGGUAAUUCUUCAUACUGGUGAUUUCAGGGCAUCGAAACAACAUAUAGACGAGGUCAACAGGUGGUUGCCAAUACUUCGGAGUCCUUUGAGUGGGAAACAUGAUAACUGGAGUAAGAACAGUACCAUUAUUGAUGAGGUAUAUUUGGACACAACCUACUUGAAUCCUAGUUACUCAUUUCCUAGCCAGAACUCGGUUUUAACGGCCUGUGGUGAUUACUGCUAUGAAAUGGUCGACAAGGGUGAUAUUCCAACUUGCUCCAAGAGCAAGACAAUUUAUAAUUACUUUACACGGGUUUUAAGCUCAGAUUCAAAACCAAAAUCAUCGACAAUCAAUCCUGUUAUUUUUGUUGGUUCCUAUACGAUUGGGAAAGAGAGGUUGGCCAUUCAUAUUGCCCAACGUCUUAAUUACAAAAUAUUUGCUCAACGACGGAAGAUGACUACUUUGCAAGUUCUCCAGGACGAGAACCUGACAUCCCUGCUUUCUGAUGAUGGACUGAAAGCUAAUGUACACAUAGUGAGCAUGCGAGACCUCAAUCUAAAGUCACUGCAGGAACAGUGGCAGUACCUUAAAAAGACUUUUACUCAUUUAUUGGCAUUCCAGCCUACUGGUUGGACUUUCCGGGGCCCCAAAUCUUCCAAGGAAGAUAGUAGCAAUCUUGAAGCUCGUGAAUCAAUUCAACGGGACUUGGAAAAUGGGCCCCACUCACCUCAAUUCACUCUAACAGAACUCGAGAAGUGCAGGAAAAUGUCUGGAAAUAUCCAAAUAUUUCGUGUACCCUAUUCCGAACAUUCGAGCUUUGCUGAGCUUGAGUAUUUUUGUUCAUCGAUUCGUACUUCUCGGAUCAUUCCUACUGUUGACACUUCAAACCCAAGAUCCCGUGCCCGUAUGUCAUAUUAUCUAAAUUCAUGGCGCCAUCUUUAG